AUGGCGAGACCUCAACACAAGUACAGAGGAGUCCGGCAGCGCCAUUGGGGCUCUUGGGUCUCUGAGAUUCGCCACCCUUUAUUGAAGACAAGGAUAUGGCUGGGAACUUUUGAAACGGCUGAAGACGCCGCUCGAGCUUACGACGAAGCAGCCAGAAUAAUGUGUUGCCCUAAUAAUCUCUCCUCCAAUCACAAUGCGCCACCUCAGUACUCCUCGUCCGCAUCGACGUUGGGGCCGGUGUCGAAGCUUCUCACUCCGACUUUGAUCGAUAAAUUGGAGAAAUGUCGAAUGGCUUCCUUCCAAAUGGCCAAAAAGAAACUCCCCACCAAAACGCACCUAUCCGACCGGAGUCGCCGUCCGGCGGCGAAACUCGACGGCGGAGGAGUUCAAUCGCCGGAGACUCAGGAGUUUCACCGGCUUGAAGACGACCACGUAGAGCAAAUGAUACAAGAGUUGCUUGAUCUUGGCUCCUUUCACUUUUGCCCUAAUAAUAAUAUUGCUUCUUCA
This is a messenger RNA of Momordica charantia (bitter melon), 507 nucleotides long. Its product is annotated as ethylene-responsive transcription factor ERF003-like. The record is from RefSeq and is a predicted model, not a curated record. Gene Ontology annotation, molecular function: DNA binding; DNA-binding transcription factor activity. NCBI's taxonomy places the organism in Eukaryota, Viridiplantae, Streptophyta, Magnoliopsida, Cucurbitales, Cucurbitaceae. Gene Ontology annotation, biological process: regulation of DNA-templated transcription.